Molecule: messenger RNA, 793 nt
Organism: Capsella rubella
Lineage: Eukaryota; Viridiplantae; Streptophyta; Magnoliopsida; Brassicales; Brassicaceae
Exons: 5
Coding region: 87-563 (158 amino acids)
Source: RefSeq, a predicted model, not a curated record
CUCUCUUCCUCCUCCUCCUCCUCCAGCCGAACAAGAAGACUCCUCUCCGUCUCCUUCAGACAAAACUUGUAAGCAAAAUCAGAGAGAUGGGUUUCUUCUCCUUUCUCGGAAGAGUUCUCUUCGCUUCUCUCUUCAUCCUCUCCGCUUGGCAAAUGUUCAAUGACUUCGGAGUUGAUGGUGGUCCUGCAGCUAAAGAAUUGGCUCCAAAGCUUGAUUUGGCUAAGGCACAUCUAUCUUCCAGAUUAGGAGUAGCUUUGCCCAAGAUAGAGGUGAGACAAGUUGUUACUACAAUUAUUGCGUUGAAAGGAGCUGGAGGCUUACUCUUUGUUAUCGGAAACAUCUUCGGUGCUUAUCUUCUGGCUUUCUACUUGGUUGUAGUCAGUCCCAUUCUGUAUGAUUUCUAUAACUACGGACCUGAGGAACGUCAUUUCUCUCUUCUGUUGACAGAGUUCUUGCAGAGCGUUGCACUCUUUGGAGCUUUGCUCUUCUUUAUUGGAAUGAAGAACUCGGCACCAUCCAAGAGGCUUGUGAAGAAGAGGACACCUAAGCCAAAAGCUGCUUAGUAUCAAUAUUAGUUAUCUUCUGGUUUUGUUGCCAUGAGCAAUAUACCUUUGGCUUUUCCUUUUUCCCGGACAAAAUCUUUUCUUAGAACAUUUUGUUUUCUUUCUCUUUUAGGAUUCUUAGGUUAGCCCACAGUCAUGAUAUACUUCAUGUUUUUACUUUGAUUUAAUGUUUGGGAAUCUUGAAGUUUUGAUUUCUUGAACCAUGCAUCUAUUGAACAAUGAUUUCGCUA